AUGCUGCCACCGCACGAAGUAGCCACGGACGAGACCAUCUUUCGUCCAGACGGCUUCAUCAAGUUUCCGCGCUCCGAUGGCGACCCCGACUAUGGGCCGCCGAACACAGUAGUUCCGGCCAAGACAGACGUCGAAGUCAACUACUACCACGUCUUCGGCCGCGAAGAGAAGAGGCACGAUCAAUGGCGAACGGCGUUCGGCGAACACCUCGCGACCUACUUCAAGCUCGACCCACUCUCGCGCUCGAAAGCCAAGUGGAAGCUCUACGACUUUCCGGAGCACUACUACUUUACGGAGCAGCGCAAAGGUCCGGCGCUCGAGCCCCGCACAGAUCCGUACCUCUUCGGGAGCCAAGGGCAUCGCUUCCGCUCCACGAAAGAGGCGGUCGAGCACUUUGUCUGGCUUUUGUGCGAUCCGGAUCUGAACAAAGCAAACUGUCGGUGCAAAUACUGCCACAAGGGGCCCCGCACCUCGACCGGCGGUGACGCCACACCGAAAAAGACCGCCGGUACCAAACGCAAAGGCGAGCCCAUGAGCGCAUCGAGCGCUGCCGGCAAAGUGGGACGUCCACGCAAGUCGCAAAACGGAGACGGCACCGAGCCGGUGCAGAGCCAGACCUCGAUCACCAUCCGCGGACUUGAUAUGAAGCGACUCGUCCCCGGUCUCACGAUUGCAUCCGUCCCGCAGCGCGAGCAGGAGCUCAUGCACGAGCUCAAGCGCGGCGAAAAGGAACGAUUCCGAGUGGGCGAAAUGGUGUGGUGUCGCUUGGAGCAGCCCGUGGUCGACCCGACGGAUUCUUCGAGGCAGAUCGCACAAUGGCCGGCCGUGAUCGUCGACCCGGGAGUCGAGUUCACCAUCCAGCUCGGAUACGACCCAGAGGACAAGAAGGACGUCAAGACCAGCAUCGAGGCCGUCUCCGCACCAAGCCAACGUGCCGAAUCGCCGCCUUCCCUCGGCGGUAGCAGCAGCUCGGUGCAACAGAGCAUGGUCUACCAGGUCGCAUUCUUCGGAACCAUGGAGACGGUCAGGGCUCCGGAAUCCGCCUUGACGCCGUAUCUGGCCGGUCUGAUCCCGCAUGAGCUGAUCAACAGCGACUUGGGCGCGCGCGAGGACCAUCCCUGGCUCUUCGACGAGAACGAGUUCCCGCAUCUUAACCUAUCGCGGCAGCCGGAUCUGCCCGAGCCGAAUUUCACAAAGGCUAUCGUCGCGUUCGGGUUCGCUGCCGAGGCCGUCGCGGUGCUGCGCAACCUCUACAGCUUGACGGACGCCUACUCGGCGUCGGACGAACCAGAGCAGGUCUUGCGCGAUCUGGGCGCGGCUCCCACGGAUGAAAAGAAGCCAGCAGACAUGCGAUACUAUCAGGGUAUCUACUUUGGGCUCGAGCGACUAUGGGUGGGCGACGUGGUCCGACUACGACUGUCGAAGAGCGACAUCCGUAAACUCCAGGAGCAGCUCAACGCGACGCUGGUGGCGGACAAGUUGCCCGGCGCGCCCGAUCCGUCCGCACUGAUCCUCGACCCAGACGCGUCGUACGUGCUUCAGCUGGCGGCCAUCUACAGCGAUCCGCGUGCGCCCAAGAUGGUGCGUGUGGCCGGCGAGAUCUUUCAGAUUAUGCCGCAGGCCAAGUACAACGCGCUCCAGGCGGACAUGCAAGCGAGCAUCAAGCGGCUCGAGGCGGACGACAGCCUAGACGCGGCGGCACGACUGGAGGAGGCGAAACAGCUCGAAGCACGACUGCCCAAGCCGAGCAUUCUGACGGGCAAGCCGGGCUUCCCCGCUAUGCCUCCUCUUCCUCCCGGAUUCGUCAUGAUCUCGCUCAGCGAGCGACUACAGACGCGCAUCCCCCGCGAGACGACGCUCAGCAUCGGCCACGUCGCAGGCAGGAUCUACCCAUCGCUAGGUAUGCACUCGGACGGCCCACGCGUGGCCGAGCAGAUCCAGCAGACACCUGCCGACAAAAGACUGGCCGCCGACGAGGACACGCAGAUCGACCUCAGGGCACGCCUGAGUGUCGCCGGUCUCUUGUCGGGAUGCGUCAAGGCGAUGCGCGGCAGUAGCGUGCACACGUGGACGCGCACGGCGAGCUUCAGGGGAGCAUUGGUGAUCGCGAGAACCAAGCUCGGCAAGGUCAUCUUGGGCGAGUUCGACGCUUCAGACGUUGAGGACUCGGUGAGCGUCUCGCCAUCCAAGACGCCGUCCAAGAAGGGAAAAGCAGCAGCAGCGGCAGCAGCAGAAUUGGCGGCGGCGGCGACGGAGACACCGGUUCAAGCAGACACGGCGGCAGCAGGAGCUGAGGCGACAAAUGGGGCAGCCACGCAGUCGCAGCAGACGCCGGUCACCACCGUGGAGACCUCGCCGCAAGAUGUGGCAGCGGCAACGGGGGGAGUAGCGGGAGACGCGCCGCCGUCUUCCGAGGACGAGCCGCCGCUGCUACCCGGCUGGGUGCCACGACAGUCCAAGACCAUGGGGGGUUGGUACUUUGUUCACACGCAGACCAAGCAGACGCAGUGGGAGCGUCCAGCGGCCUAG
Kalmanozyma brasiliensis GHG001 is the source of this 2529-nucleotide messenger RNA. RefSeq names its product WW domain protein. NCBI's taxonomy places the organism in Eukaryota, Fungi, Basidiomycota, Ustilaginomycetes, Ustilaginales. The record is from RefSeq and is a predicted model, not a curated record. Gene Ontology annotation, biological process: silent mating-type cassette heterochromatin formation. The coding region runs from base 1 to 2529 and encodes 842 amino acids. Gene Ontology annotation, cellular component: rDNA heterochromatin; SHREC complex. Gene Ontology annotation, molecular function: protein binding. The transcript has a single exon.